GCACAAACAGCAGGAUCGUGUGUUAACAAGUGAAGCCUGAUAAGCUCUCGAAUUUCUUUCAGACAUGUACCGACUGACAUUGGUAGCUCUUUCUAUGCUGCUCUUCUCUUCGCUCUUGGUAAAUGGAGGGAAGGUAUUGGUGUUCCCUGUAGACGGAAGCCACUGGAUUAACAUGAAAGCCAUCAUUGAGGAGCUUCACUCCAGAGGCCAUGAAAUCACAGUCUUACGGCCAUCGGACAGCUGGUACAUCAAGGCUGAGUCAAAUCUCUACAAGACCAUAACUAUAAAUUCUCCCAGUGGUUUUGAUGAAGAAAGCUUUGGGUCAUUUAUAAACAAAUUAAUGCUCAUGCGGCGGGAAGGCGCCUCAAUCUGGACUCGUAUGUCUCUGGAGUAUGAAUAUCUACUACAGUUCUAUCAGGUGAAUAAGCAGGUGGUGAAUAUGAUGACCAAUGUGUUUGAGGACAAGAAAUUGAUUCAGAGCCUCCAAGACACCAAAUAUGAUGUGUUUCUGACGGACCCUGGAUUAGGUGGAGGGGUGCUUCUGGCUCACCGUUUGGGUCUUCCACUUGUCUUCAAUGUGAGGUGGACUAUUCAGGGUGAGGCACAUCUUACAAUUGCUCCAACCCCAUUGUCUUAUGUCCCAGUCCCACCAACACGGAUGACUGACAAAAUGACAUUUCCCCAGCGGGUCUGGAACGUAGUUUACUUUUUAUUCACACGUUUUCAAAUUUGGUACAUCACAGACCCGACCUAUGGACCAUUUGUCCAUCAUUACUUUGGCCCCGAUGUUCACUACAUGGAGCUGUUCCAAGCAGCAGACAUCUGGUUGAUGAGGAAUGAUUUUAUUUUUGACUUCCCACGCCCCACAAUGCCAAACGUCAUCUACAUGUCAGGAUUUCAGUGCAAACCCUCCAAGCCCCUCUCUAAAGAACUAGAGGAUUUUGUCCAGAGCUCUGGUGAACAUGGCAUCAUUGUUAUGACAUUAGGCACCCUGGUGGCAAAACUUCCUGAAGACAUGACUGAGGACAUUGCUGCUGCCUUUGCCCAACUCCCUCAGAAGGUUAUCUGGAGGCACACGGGCAAAAGACCAUCAUCCCUUGGCAACAACACCUUGCUUGUGGACUGGCUGCCUCAAAAUGACCUGCUGGGUCAUCCUAAGACCAGAGUGUUUGUCGCCCAUGGAGGCACCAAUGGUGUUCAGGAGGCCAUUUACCACGGUGUUCCCCUGGUCGGCCUUCCCCUCAUGUUAGACCAAUUUGACAACUUCUUCAGGAUGGAAAUAAGAGGUGUGGCCAAAGUGGUGGACAUUUCAAUUAUGAACAAAGACAACUUCCUUGAGGCACUGAAGGAGGUGCUCUAUGAGCCGUCCUACAGGGACAAGAUGAAGGCGCUUUCAAACCUACAAAGAGAUCAGCCCAUGAAACCCAUGGAUCGUGCCGUGUUCUGGAUUGAGUUUGUCAUGAGACACAAAGGAGCUCCACAUCUAAGGACAGAGUCUUACAAGAUGUCCUUUAUCCAGUACCACUCAAUUGAUGUGGUGGCAUUUCUAUUGGCAGUUAUUCUGCUAGUUGUGACCGUUUUCAUUGCAGCAGUUAAGUUUUUGUGGCGAAGGGUGUUUUCUAGAAGCAAAGUCAAAAAGGAAUAAUACAUGUUCGGGUGUAUUUUGAGUCAUGAACAGGAUAAAACUGUACUGGUCUCUGAAUAUCUCAAAGAGUUGAAUACAAGGUGUAAUGGCC
Molecule: messenger RNA, 1736 nt
Organism: Scomber japonicus (chub mackerel)
Lineage: Eukaryota; Metazoa; Chordata; Actinopteri; Scombriformes; Scombridae
Product: UDP-glucuronosyltransferase 2A2-like
Exons: 2
Coding region: 65-1645 (526 amino acids)
Molecular function (GO): UDP-glycosyltransferase activity
Source: RefSeq, a predicted model, not a curated record